AUGGUUGGCCGCCUCAGCAUGAAGACCAAAAAGACAGUCCAGUCUGGACAGAACUCCCUCACGGAGAAGAACCUCAGACUUCACAGCUCCACGUACACCAACUGCACUGCUUCCCAAGAUCGUCUAUGUGACCAAGACCGAAAAUGGGCAGAGUCGUCAGAGCUGUACCGCUUCGAGGACGACUUGAGCGAGUCUGGUGACGAGGACCUCGACACUAGGAGGUACAAUAUCGCUCUGAGGAAGGCCGCAUCAUUGGAAGCCAUGAAGAUCUACGGUGGUUGCUUCACAUCCGGAUUCCUCGCCAUGACGCACGGAGACCUCGACAACCGCAAGAUGUCUUGCCCUGACGCCGAGGGUAUCGACCUGCAGAGGCUCGCCGUCGAAAUGGCUCGCGUCGACACCGGCAGCAUCGAGACUGGGUCGAGAUCCUCAGACAGCUGCGGUAGCCCGCGACCAGACUCGGACACCUUGAGUCGAGUCGACACACGAGAGAGGAGUGAGAAGAAGUGGAGCUGGAGGAGCCUCGGAAAGAAGAGGCGGUGCGAGAGGAACGCGGCAUGA
Molecule: messenger RNA, 561 nt
Organism: Didymella exigua CBS 183.55
Lineage: Eukaryota; Fungi; Ascomycota; Dothideomycetes; Pleosporales; Didymellaceae
Exons: 2
Coding region: 1-561 (186 amino acids)
Source: RefSeq, a predicted model, not a curated record